CUCCUCCCACACACACUACAGUGGCCACGCCCACGCUCACCCCCACCAGCUUGUCACUCUCCCUCCCCGUGACGUCACCAUCAUGGCAACAACAGCUGCGGCGGCCGCAGCAAGAGCAGUGCGCGGAGGUAUCGUCAGCCCGGCCCGGCGGGAGUGUGACUUGGAGCUGGAGCACCAGUGCGGGGGCGAGCCCACAGCAUGAGGCUCCCGGUAGCGGCUGAGCGGUAUCCUACACGUGACGCGGGGCGCUGCUGAGACCCGACGAGGGGGGAGCGGAGGGCCCGCUGCAGGAGCACCUCUGUACCGAUCUUCCCUAGACUGGUGUAUGACGGAAGCCAUGAUCCGUGCGCGCCCGGUGCCCGGACAGCUGUGAUCACAUGGCCUGUGUAUAAUAGAGUCCAUGUUCCUUCCUGUGUGGGACAUAGCCUGCGGUGGACAGUGAGGACUGCUGGGGGUGUCCUCUACCCUCACCAAGAUGUUCUCCCUGCGCCUGGUGACUGCGGAUUACUACUUGGCUGCCCCGGUGCCCGGCCUGGAUGUAACCAGAUCCCAGUUCAGAGACUGCCCUGUAAGGAGGGUGCCCGUGGUCAGAGUGUUCGGGGCCACCCCUGCAGGUCAGAAGACGUGCCUGCAUCUUCAUGGUAUAUUUCCCUAUCUGUUUGUGCCAUAUGAUGGGUAUGGCCAGAAGGAUCCAGAUCGCUAUCUCAGGCAGGUGGCAUUCAGCAUUGACCGGGCGCUUAAUGUGGCCUUAGGCAAUCCGGCAGCCAACACUCAGCAUGUGUUCAAGAUCACGUUGGUUUCUGGAGUCCCCUUCUAUGGAUACCAUGAAAAAGAGAAACAGUUCAUGAAGAUCUAUCUGUUUAAUCCAUCUAUGGUAAAAAGAGUGAGCGAGCUGUUACAAGGUGGAGCUGUGAUGAAUAAGUGCUAUCAGCCCCAUGAAGCCCAUGUCCCCUAUCUUCUUCAGCUCUUCAUUGAUUACAACCUGUAUGGAAUGAACCUGAUCAAUCUUGCUGCUGUAAAGUUCCGGAGGGCACGGAGGAAAGGAGAUGUCUCACAAGAUAUGAAAGCACUUAAAGAUACCCUCCCAGGAAACUCCUUCAGUGCCACCUUGGUGCAGUGGGAGGAAGAUGAAAUCCCAAGCUCUUUAAUGUUGGAGGGAGUAGAACCCCAAAGUACCUGUGAGUUGGAAGUGGAUGCUGUAGCUGCCGAUGUCUUAAACCGCCAAGAAAUUGAGGCCCAGAUAGGAAAGAAUCCUGGUCUGCAGGCAAUAUGGGAAGAUGAGAAACAACGUCGUAGAGAGAAGCAGCAAUCCUCCCAAAUCUCUCCACCAGAUUCACAAGAUCGUGGAUUUAUUGCUGUGACAGAAAGUGAAAAAAUCUUUCAGAAAAGGCUCAAAGAAAUUCUAAAACAGAAUGACUUCUCAGUGUCAUUGUCUCACUCGAUGGACUGCAGCGGCAUGUCAGAAGAUAUCUCAGCGGAACUUACAUUGCAUUCACAGUUGGACUUAUCGGAGUCCAUUCCUUGCACUCCAGCUAACUUAGUGGAGGUUCACAGAGAUCUGCAGGAAAAAAUUGAGCCAUGCGAAGAUAAAGAAUAUACAGAUGCUGUGAUUGACGAAGAAGCCAUUUUAAACAUCAUGGAAUCUAGUCAAUGCUUCCAACCUAUGCCUCAGAGAUUGAGUCAGUCUCCUGUCUUCUUGGACAACAGUCAAGAUCAAGCCAUGUUAAAGUUGCUAGCUGGUCUAGAAGAUGAUGGCUAUCAAGUGGAUGUGUCAAGGCGGUUAUCACAGCACAGUUUGUCUGCAAGGUGCAAUGCCGUGCAGAAUAGUGAUGAUGAGGAGAAUGAGCCACAGGUGGAGAAGGAGGAGAUGGAGCUUAGCGUAUUAAUGUCCCAGAGAUGGGACAGCAACCUGGAAGAACGUGAUGGUAAAAGAAACCUUGGAAAGAACAGUAAUGAAAGCUCAUCAGAAGAGGAUGACUCCACAGACAAUGAAAUGGAGUGGAGUAGUAAUAAGAUGUUUCUAGCAGAUCUUUCUAUACCUCAGUUAGAUGGCACAGCUGAUGAAAACAGUGAUAAUGGCAUGAAUAAUGAAAGUACUUUAACCCACUCUUCUGUAAUUGCAAAGAGCAAAUUGUCAAUAAAAACCUCCAUCUUUCACAAAGAUGCUGCUUCCCUGGAGCCUCAAUCUUCUGCCAAAACCGCAUUCCAGUGUCAGCAAACAAGUGCCCUUUCAUCUCCUCAUGUGUUAAAAAAAGAGGGUUUAAUUGACGAUCUCCCCCAGUCACCUGUGGAAAAGGGAACUGAACUUUCCGUCCACAACUUCACAAAUGAUAGCACUUACAGUAUAAAAUAUCCAGCACCGUUUAACAAUUCUGCACAUUCAGAAAUCCUACAUAAAGAAGCAGCUAUGAAUGACAUUGUCUCUAUUCCAGCAAGUGACAAGAAUGUCUAUGAGGAUGGGAUUUCCUCAGUGAAUAGACAUCUGCAGUGCAGGAAAUUCGCCAGCAUUAGGAAAGAAAAGGAUGCUGCUUCCUUUUUGCAUUUGAACCGGCAUGGUAGUGAAGGUACUUUGGACAGAACUCACAGAAAUUUCACAGACCUGAGUAGUAACAAAACUAAAAAAACUGCCGACACAAGUGAUAAAUGUAAUAUUCCCCCAAACAGCUUUGCUCAUGCAGCCUUAACUGAAAAUUGUGAUAGGACUGUAAUUGCUGAUAUCAAUGAAGGUAGCCUUAAUAAAAUGAAGGUACGAUAUGAAGAAUUUCAUGAACAUAAAGCUGAAGUGACCAGUGCUAACCAGCAGGUGACCCACUACAAGUUUUUUCCCAGUGUUGUUCUUUCAAACUGUUUGAACCGGCCACAGAAAGCUACUGCAAUGUCUUGCAAAAGUCAGCAGCCUAAGAAACCAUCAAGAUUAAAGCUCUCGAAGAAGAUGAAAGGUGCUGUGAGUAAAGAUCAGGCAAAUGUUGUAGGGGAAGCGGAUCGGCAAGAAGAUCAAAUACACGAUAGAAAAAGUGAUCUUGAACAAGACCAGCAGCACUCAAUACAAGAUAUUACGGACCCUUCUGAUGCCCAUGGCUCUGUCAAUUUUAAUAACAUAGAACUGGUAAAAGACAGUAGUUAUGCUCCAGGUAAUGCCUGUAGUAAAAGUCCUCCUGAUGUUGACAGGGUACCUUCCUGUGACAUUGCUGUCAUGAUGGAAGAUGGAGCAUUUCAAGGAAACACGUGUGAAGUGAAUAGCUUUGAAUGUCAAUUUGAAGAGGGCAAUGCAGAUUCUGACCCUUCAUCAGCACUUUAUGGAAAUAAAUAUACUUUAAGGGCAAAAAGGAAAGUCAAUUUUGAAAGCGAAGAUGGGGAGGCAAGCCUUGGAGCAAGCAACUUAAAAGUUAAUCUACCUCAGUCUGUUGAAGCCAAUGAAUAUGCAAGUAGUCCUCAAAAGUCACGCAAACGUAGAAAGGUAUCGAAUAAGCUACCACCAGUAAUUAUAAAAUAUAUAAUCAUUAACAGAUUUAAAGGCAGAAAAAAUAUGCAGAUAAAAUUAGAAAAGUUAGAUCAUAGUGAAGAUUGUGUAACGUUAACAGAAGAAAAACUUAAGUUCUAUGAUAAAAUGGCUCCUUUAAAAGAUUUCUGGCCCAAAGUGCCAGAUUCUCCUGCUACCAAAUAUCCACUAUACCCUGUAGUACCAAAGAAGAAUAAUAAGAGAAAAGCAAAACCGAAAUCUACUAAGAAAAAGCCUAGCAAGGUCUCAAAGAUGGAGGGUGAAAUCCUUAGUCGACCCCUACCUCCACGUAGAAAAAAACCUUGUACUUUUCUUACACCUCCGAUGCCAUCGUAUAAUGUUGAAACAGAGGAUUGUGAUACAGACUACAAGGAUGUUAUGUCAAAAUUAGGCUUUCUUACUGAAAGAAGUCCAAGCCCAAUACACAUGUCACCUCCACGUUGCUGGUCACCAACAGACCCCCAAGCGGAAGAGCUGAAGAGAAGUCCUGUUGAACAGACUCCUCUUUUUAAAACAUUUUCCUUAAUCGCAGGGAAGAAAGAAGUUGUUUGUCCUAAAAAACGGCAGCGAAGAGCUCAAACAAACAAAACAAAGAGAAAGAUCCCUUUAAGCCCAUCCACAGUGAACAGACCUGGAAACCAAAUGAAUCAGCUUGAGUCAGUGAAAGACGGUAAAAAAGAAAAGGGGAAACCUAGGCAGAAAAAAAGUGAAAAGGCACCAAGAAAACAUACAAAAAUUAAAGACAGAGGUAAGAAAGCAGUUAUUGAAAAAUCUGGAUUAGAAACAUUGGAUCAAAAUCAAUCUGGUAACCAGGUAAAUGAAACCACAAAAUCAGCAACUGAUACUCAGUUAUCAGACUUUACUUUGUUUUCUACUCAACAUGUACAUUCUACUCAGUUCUCAUCUUCAUACAAACAGGAAGACUUACAGGGAAGCACACAAUCUUUUAUUGGUACAACCACUUCUAGCUCCCAGAACAAUGCCAGUGUCCAAAAGGAGACUAGUGUUUCAUCAUCACCGCUGCCAUUAAAUCAAGGCAUAGAGUCAUUCAAGAUAAAUAACACAAAAGUACCAGUCCCAAAUGUGUUUCAGUCAAAAAACACAACUCAAAAUCUGAUCUCGAGUUCUGUUAGUCGUCCCUCUCAGGUAAUACAAAAUGCACAAUUUACCUUAAAGUGUACUCCUUUUACUCAAGAGGAGGAUCCCACAGAAGUGCAGAAAAGGCUUUUAGCAUCUGUUGUGAAAUUACGGGACUCUCAAAGUGUACCUGAUGCUAUGCUUUUUGAGAAGUUGCAAUCUAAACUUUUACCUUGCACGAUGAACAGUCAGCAACAGGUAACAAGUAGCCAAGAUCAGAGUAAACAAAGUGACUUAAACUCUUCUUCAGAAAGUCACUUACCUCGAAGUUCUUUGGUGACGUCUCUAAGAAGCCCUAUCAAAAUGGCAACUUGGGAACCAAAAGGGGAUUUGUUUGAUGGAACCCAGUUUACUCCUCAUAAAUUUAAUCAAAACUGUUUGCCUGACAUUUUUUCUUGCACAAAAACACUUCAGAACACUAUAAAAACAAGUACAUCACCGGGAGUCUUGGAUGCACAUUGUGGAAUCGCCGUCUUGAAGGAAUUGCUUCACAAAAAGCAAGAGAAAGAAAAGGCAACUGCAUUAGAAGAGUCCAGCCCUAAACUCAAAGGGGGUCAAUCUUCUCAGAUUGACCCAAAGUGUACUAAUAAAAAGUCACAGUGCUCAACAGCCAACAAAAAACCAAGAGCUCCUCGUAUCACAAAGCCGAAAGCUCCCAAAAAUGUUAAAACUGUAUUGGUUAAAAAUCAGGCCGAUCGCCAUAUUAAGAGCUUAGCGUCAGAUGGAAGUCCUGCAAUUUUUGCAGACCCUGAUUUUGAAAGCUGCUAUUCACUUGAAGAUAGUUUAUCUCCUGAGCAUAACUACAAUUUUGAUAUUAAUGCUGUAGGGCAAACAGGCCUUUGCAGUUUAUAUACAGGGAGCCAGUUCAUCCCUGCUGAUCAAAAUUUGCCUCAGAAGUUUUUGAGUGAUCCUUGUCCUACAAGUGCCACAGAUAAUGAGCGUAUAAAACAGGAGAUUAAACAGAUGGAACCUACAAAUGUCCGUAGUGCUUCAGAACAAAAAGUGCUUUUGAGACCUAGCUCCCUUAGCCCUGACAUGUUUGAAAAAUCUUUCACCAACAAUAAACAAAGCCCUCAUGGUUACCAACUUAAAAAUGGAUUACUUGUUCCAAGUUUUCAUUAUCCACCAUCAGUAGAUGGAAGAUUUACCCAGCAUACCGAAGAUUUAGAGAAUAAUAAAUGUAAGCUUGGUAGCCAAGAGCUUUUUAGAAAUGCCUCCUUUAAUACAGCACAAUCUGAAUGGAUUCAUACAGAUGUAAUUAAUAAGACUAGGGACAACCAAUCUGUUUCCAGUUCAUCUUUUACUGGACUUGCUUCCUCCCCUGAAAUUGAUUUUAUGGAUGGAGACUUAGAACUAUACAUUUCAAGACAUGGUGGCGGAUUGACGCCCACACCGGACAGCUCACCAAGAUCAAUGAGUUCUCCUUCUCAGUCCAAGAAUGGGAGUGCUACACCUCGACCAGUACAUAUUUUAAAGCCGCUCAUGUCUCCACCUAGCCGGGAAGAAAUCAUGGCAACUCUAAUGGAUCAUGACCUGAUGGAAACUGUUUAUCAGGAACCAUUCUUCAGUAACCCUUCUGAUGCUCCAGAAAAACCAAGAGAGGUUGGAGGUCGUGUUCUCACCGUUGAGACAAAACUAGCAAAUAAUCUUCCUGAGUUUGAAGGGGAUUUUCUAAUGGAGGGACUAAGACUGUGGAAGACUGCCUUUUCAGCAAUGACGCAAAACCCUAGGCCAGUAUCACCCACUCGAAUGAACAGAUUGCUCAUGGAGCAAGAGAAACAUAAAGUGAAUCCUGAUGAUGAUAAAAAGCUGGUGAUCAUGCCCUGUAAAAUUGCACCUGCUCCCGAGAGGGUUCAACUAUGGCUGCAGGCAAAAGAACUGUAUGAGUCCUCUAAGACAUCAAGUAAAGUUCCUUUAAUUGAAGAGACAAUUAAUGAUAAAAAUAUCAAGACUACUUCAGUUCCCAGUGGCUGCAAUAGCUUGCCUCCAAAGGAGGUACAGAUUUUAUUAGCACAGCCUGCAAGUUCAGUGGAUCAGCCAGAGAAUGGAGAAAAAGUAAAGAUCCAUAUAGCCAGCCCCCCUACUUCCCUUCUGGGUUCAGACUGCAGUGAAGUUGAAGGGUUAACUGAUUCACCCCUUGUAGAAAUUAAUAUUGAAUCAAACGAAAAGACUAAUGAAAAUGAUAUGUCUGAUAGUUCCGUAUCACCAGCAUCUCCAGUCUUAACACCAUGGAAGAACCUUGAAUGUCCGGAUCAUAAACCAUCUCCUGAGGACUGCAAGGACUGGGUAGAGGAGAAUAUGAUUUUAUCCCCAAAUGAUGAGCACAUGGAAGAUGACUCAAAGGAGACUGUGAAAAGUGAAAUUAUAGUAUCAACACCUUCCCCUCCUCCACUAAAACAAAAAAGGCACAAAUCUAAACAUGUUUGUCUACAUAGUACACCAGUUAUUGAAAGGAGGCUCGGAACAGCAUCUCCUGAAUUGAUAUCGCUUACUCCAGUACCAUCGGAAGUUCGAUUUCAAAAGAGUCAGAGAAGAGGCGCAAACCCAGAUAAACUUCGGCGAGUUCUACUAACUACUCAAUUAAAGAAUCAGUUUGCUGCCAUGGCUGAUGUGAAGAAAGAAAGUUCUCAGAUUGAGGGUCCUUCUCUGAAUAACUCUUAUGGCUUCAAAGUCAGCGCACAAAACUUACAAGAUGCAAAGGCCCUGCAUGAAGUGCAGCAUCUGACACUCAUGUGCAUGGAGUUACAUGCAAGAACUAGACGAGAUUUGGAACCAGAUCCUGAAUUUGACCCAAUCUGUGCUUUAUUUUACUGUCUGUCAUCAGACUAUCCACUGUCAGACAGUGACAAGAAAGAAUUGACGGGUGCAAUUGUGAUUGCACAAGAAACACCUACUGAUAAAGAUGCCAGAGAACCCUUACUUACUAGAUCUGGAGUCACCAGCUUCCAAACAACAUAUGUUACGGAUGAAAAACAACUUUUUGAGCAAAUGAUCAUCUUAAUGAGGAGGUAUGACCCCGAUAUUUUGCUAGGAUAUGAAGUCCAGAUGCACUCAUGGGGUUAUCUUUUACAGAGGGCAUCCGCCCUCAAUGUUGAUCUCUGCCAGCAAAUGUCCAGAAUACCUGCGGAUGAAAAUGAAAACCGAUUUUCUACCGACAAAGAUGAAUAUGGUGCUGAAACUAUGAGUGAGAUAAAUAUAGUUGGCCGAAUUAUAUUAAAUGUUUGGAGGAUGAUGAGACCUGAGGUUGCUCUGACGAAUUAUACAUUUGAAAACGUGGUCUUCCAUGUUCUUCACCAGAGGUUUCCACUUUUUACCUUUCGAACUUUAUCAGAUUGGUUUGACCAAAAAACUGAUGUUUACAGAUGGAGGAUGAUUGACCACUACAUGAGCAGGGUGCGUGGAUCACUUCAGUUACUGGAACACUUAGACUUGAUUGGAAGAACUAGCGAACUAGCAAGACUCUUUGGAAUUCAGUUUUUGCAUGUCCUAACUAGAGGAUCACAGUACCGAGUUGAAUCAAUGAUGCUCCGCAUUGCUAAACCAAUGAAUUAUAUCCCAGUAACUCCGAGUGUCCAACAGCGAGCUCAGAUGAGAGCCCCGCAGUGCAUACCACUUGUGAUGGAGCCAGAGUCCAAAUUCUACAGCAAUUCCAUAUUAGUGCUAGACUUUCAGUCUUUGUACCCUUCCAUAGUGAUUGCUUACAAUUACUGCUACUCAACUUGUCUGGGGAACAUUGAGAACCUGGGAAAGUGUGAAGAGUUAAAAUUUGGCUGCACAUCUUUGCAUGUUCCUCCAGACCUCUUGUACCAGCUACGACAUGAUGUUACAGUAUCCCCUAAUGGAGUUGCAUUUGUUAAGGCCUCUGUCAGAAAGGGGGUACUGCCAAGAAUGCUUGAAGAGAUUUUGAAGACCCGGAUAAUGGUGAAACAGUCCAUGAAAGAAUAUAAACAAGACAGAAGCCUUACUCGCCUGCUUGAUGCCCGACAACUUGGACUGAAAUUAAUUGCCAAUGUCACGUUUGGCUAUACUGCUGCUAACUUCUCUGGGAGAAUGCCCUGCGUAGAGAUUGGAGACAGUAUUGUCCAUAAAGCACGAGAGACUUUGGAACGUGCAAUAAAACUUGUGAAUGACACACAGAAAUGGGGAGCCAGAGUUGUUUAUGGUGAUACUGACAGUAUGUUUGUGCUGCUUAAGGGGGCAACUAAGGAACAGUCCUUCAAAAUAGGGCAAGAAAUUGCUGAAGCUGUCACUGCCACAAACCCAAAGCCAGUGAAGCUGAAGUUUGAGAAGGUGUAUCUUCCCUGUGUUUUGCAAACCAAGAAGAGAUAUGUGGGUUAUAUGUAUGAAACCCUUGACCAGAAGGAUCCAGUUUUUGAUGCAAAAGGCAUAGAGACUGUACGAAGAGAUGCCUGUCCUGCUGUUGGUAAGAUACUUGAACGUUCAAUUAAGCUGCUAUUUGAAACAAGAGAUAUAAGUCAAAUCAAGCAGUAUGUCCAGAGACAGUGUAUGAAGCUUUUGGAGGGGAAAGCCAGCAUUCAAGAUCUUAUCUUUGCCAAGGAAUACAGAGGAAGCUUUGCUUAUAGACCAGGAGCUUGUGUGCCAGCGCUGGAACUUACAAGGAAAAUGGUAGCAUAUGAUCGUCGCUCUGAACCACGCGUUGGAGAGAGAGUGCCAUAUGUGAUUGUGUACGGGACACCUGGAGUACCCCUUAUUCAGCUUGUAAGACGGCCUAUUGAUGUCCUCCAAGACCAUAAUCUAAGACUAAAUGCAACUUACUACAUCACUAAGCAAAUACUUCCACCACUCAACAGAAUCUUUUCUCUCAUUGGAGUGGAUGUAUUCAAUUGGUACGACGAAUUGCCAAGGAUCCAGAAGGCAUACUCUACAUACUCCACAAUGCGACAUGAGAUGGAUGCAAGGAAAGGCACAAUCUCUCAAUAUUUCACAACUUUGCAUUGCCCUAUAUGUGAUGAACUGACACAACAUGGGAUCUGUAGUAAAUGUAGGAGUCAGCCACAACAUGUAGUAGUGAUUCUCAAUCAAGAAAUUCGUGAAUUGGAGUACAGACAAGACCAGCUAGUCAAGUUAUGCAAGAAUUGCACAGGCUGCUGUGACCAACAGAUCCAAUGUGUUUCCCUCAACUGUCCAGUACUUUUCAAGCUCUCCCGAGUGAGCCGGGAACUUUCUAAGGCUCCCUAUCUACGUCAGCUCCUUGACCAGUUUUGAAUUGCGUUGAGAGGUGACCGGUGCUAUAUCUUUGCGUGUUUAUCACACUACAGACUAUUGUGCAUGGUGCUGUUUUAGAUUGCAUUGCUUUCAUGAUUUUUUUUUAUUUGUUUAAUAUUACUAUUAUUCAGAGUAACACUCAUCUCCAUCAGUGCUGGGGGUUAACCUAUGUAUUGCUAUCUUUCUACAAUGUACAAAGUAUUUUUCCUUUUAUUUCAACUUUGUAACAUACAGUUUUAUAAUGCAGGUGUUUGAAAAAGCUAGAGGAAUCAUUGUGUAAAUGCAUUUCUUACAAUAAGUAUUGGUUACUUCCAUGGUACACUGCCUAGGAAGGAGCACUGAAAUCUUGACUAGCAGAAUGCACCUCUCUUGAUACAUCAGUAUCAGACCUCGGUUCAAUUCUAGAGCACCCAUAUUAUUUCUAAGUUUAAGUGCAAAAUAUUUUGUAAAUAGACCUUUUUUUACUUUUGAAACAACUGAGUAAAAUAAUGUGCAAUGGGAUUUUAUACAGUUGGUCAGUGUGUGUCCUCCAUGUUUUGCUCCGCUCAUAUGACAUCUUUUAUUAUUUUUGAUCAGAAUGUGCAAAUAGUAUUUCUGUGUAGCAUUUCAGAUUUGUCAUUUUCUUAUAAAAGAGUAAAAAAAGAAAAUAAAAAAAAUCUAUAUUGCUGUCUUGCUUUAGCUGUAAUGGGGCAUUGUGAGGAACUGUGCAAAGACCUUUUUGUUAUAAAAAUGUGGGACUGUUGCAAUACUUUAAAUAUUUUAUUUCAUGUUGCUUGUUUUGUAUAGACAUUUCUAUGGUUUCUAAAUAUGCUUAUAAUAUUUUUCUUUUCUUAUGUACAGUUAAAUCUUAUUUGCCAUCAUCCUGAACACAGUGUAUUUAGAUUAUUUGUAUAACUGUAUAAAAUUUAAAAAAAGAAGGAAUUAUGUGGUCAGUGUAUCGUUUUCUAAACUGGAAAUCGUUUGAAAAGUUAAAAUGAAAACAAUAUUAAAAACUAAUAAAAUAUAUAAUAUUGUGA
Messenger RNA from Hyla sarda, 10878 nucleotides. It is a transcript of the gene REV3L, whose product is annotated as REV3 like, DNA directed polymerase zeta catalytic subunit. Gene Ontology annotation, biological process: double-strand break repair via homologous recombination; error-prone translesion synthesis. The transcript is spliced from 32 exons. The record is from RefSeq and is a predicted model, not a curated record. The coding region runs from base 476 to 9862 and encodes 3128 amino acids. Gene Ontology annotation, molecular function: DNA-directed DNA polymerase activity; DNA binding; nucleotide binding. NCBI's taxonomy places the organism in Eukaryota, Metazoa, Chordata, Amphibia, Anura, Hylidae. Gene Ontology annotation, cellular component: nucleus; zeta DNA polymerase complex.